ACUAUAAGAUGAAUCCAUUAUUAAGGCUCUUGCUAUCAAGUGCUGUCUCUCUCACUACUUCUGUGCAGCACAAAACCUCAAAAUAGGAACCCUUCAUUUACUUCCUUCUCUUGCUCACAAGCUUUUGCUUUUGCUCUCAAUGAUAUGGUUCAAGUUUGUGGUGUAUUAGUAGUAAUAAUUCAUUGAAACCUAGCGAUUCUUCUUUUUCUUUGCACCUGUGUUUAUUGUUUAUUUAAUGAUGGGUCACUUUAUGAUUCGAUAAGAUCAAAAACUUGCAUUUAAAGCAUCGUUUGUCUAUUGCUCUGUUCCGGUGCCGGUGUUCAUAAUUUGCUUGCUUGACGGUUCAAGGGAGCUUUAAAGCUAAAAGGGUGCGUUUGUGUUUGUGGGUGAAUAUUAAUAGAGGAGAAAGACAUGGGGAGGAUACCCUGUUGUGAUAAGAAGGGGUUGAAGAAAGGACCAUGGGCUCCUGAGGAAGAUGAGCUCCUUGUAAAUUACAUCAACAAAAAUGGCCAUGGAAGCUGGAGGUCUCUCCCCAAGCUUGCAGGUCUUCUUCGCUGCGGCAAGAGUUGCCGGCUCCGGUGGACUAAUUAUCUCCGGCCAGACAUUAAAAGAGGUCCCUUUACUCUUGAGGAAGAGAAGCUUGUCAUACAGCUUCAUGGCAUUCUUGGAAACAGGUGGGCUGCCAUUGCUUCUCAGUUACCGGGAAGAACAGAUAAUGAGAUAAAGAACUUGUGGAACACCCACCUGAAGAAGCGCUUGGUUUGCAUGGGUCUUGACCCUCAAACUCACGAGCCCUUCACCUCCUGCGGACCAACCACCACUGCACCUGCAUCUCCGACCACUCGCCACAUGGCUCAGUGGGAGAGUGCAAGGCUGGAAGCCGAGGCUCGGCUUUCAAGGGAGUCACUCCUCUUCAAUCUACCACUUCAGGGGAAAAACACGGAAUCUGAUUAUUUUCUUCGUCUGUGGAAUUCCGAAGUGGGAGAAUCGUUUCGGAAGCUGAACACAGAACAGAAAGCUGGAUAUGAGGGGAGCCCUCUUUCCCAAGCUUCUUCUUCCACAAAAUGUGGGUCAAUGUCAGCUGUCACCAUGGACAUUUGCCUGAAGUCAAGCAACCAAAACGAUGAAACAGAGUGCAAGAGCUCCAAAUCAUGCACUGAGGAUGCCAUUGCCGGGUCAGAUUCAUCUAGUUCCAGUGAAUUGGAUGAUUCACCAGACACAGCUUUACAACUGCUCCUGGAUUUCCCCAUUAACAAUGACAUGAGUUUCCUGGAAAAUUUCGACAACUAUGGUGCUCCCACUUCUGCAAUGUUUGACUGAAAUUUGCCCUGGCCUCUGAAGCUUCCUUCAAAGAAGAUGAAUUAUGUAAUGAAAUCCUGUGUAGCUUCAAUUUUGAAGGCCUAGAAUUAGGAUUCAAGUAGUCAGAGGAGGUGUUGAUGCCAACAUCCUA
Rubroshorea leprosula is the source of this 1450-nucleotide messenger RNA. The record is from the annotation of a GenBank genome assembly. Lineage: Eukaryota; Viridiplantae; Streptophyta; Magnoliopsida; Malvales; Dipterocarpaceae.